UAAACCAAAACAGCACGUUCGUAAACAGUAAUAUUCGUCUAUCAAUAAUUUUAUUUAUACCAAAUUCUGGUGCAAGUUUUUACGAUAAGAUAAGAGUGUAUAGAGUGUAUGAUUAACAAAUAAAUUGAAUGCUUAAUCGUUGUCGUGCCGCUCCAACACAGAUUUUUUUUUAUAUAUCAAAAUGGACAAAGAUUCUAAUAACCUGGUUGUCAGCAUUACGAAAGCUUUAAAUCCUACCGAAACUCCGCUCAAAAUGAAGCAUGCACGUAAUAUCAUUAUAGCCACCUACCGUACAAAAGAAGUAAAAUCGGUCUGGUCAAUAAUUACACGGCAACCUUUGAUGGAACAUCGAUUCACCGCUUGGAAGUUUUGUCACAUGCUACAUAAAGUCAUGCGAGAAGGCCAUCCCAUAUGUUUAAAGCAAUCGCUAACUCACAAAGCAUUAAUACUUGAGGUCGGAAAAUUGUGGGGUCAUCUACAGGAUGGUGUGGGAACUUGCAUUGAAUCGUAUACAAAACUUGUUGUAAAUAAAUUAGAAUUUCAUGAAAAAAACGCAAUAUUUCCUGGCUCCUUGCUUCUUGAAUUUAACGAAGUUGAAAAAUUUGCCGAGGAUGACAGAAACGUUUACUUUCAACUUUGCGUAGAAGUUUUCGAUUAUUUGGAUCAUAUAAUUGAUGUGCAAUCGAAAAUUUUUGCUUCGGUGAAUAUAUUUCGAAUGUCAUCGAUGACACCGCAGGGCCAAUGUCGUCUAGCUCCUUUAAUAACUCUUAUUCAGGACUCGAACCCACUGUACGACAUAUCAGUGCGUUUGAUGUUCAAAUUACAUAACGGUUUGCCAAGCGAUGUUCUCACCGGUCAUCGAGAUCGAUUCAAUGAUCUUUUUUCAAAAAUUAAAUACUUUUAUGACAACGUCAGACCACUUCAGUAUUUCGCGGACGUAAUUCAGGUGCCAUCACUGCCUGAAAAUGCGCCAAAUUUCUUAUCCCAAAUAGAUCUGGGCAAUUAUGUAGCGCCUAAGGUGUAUGUGAAACAAGAUCAAGAGGAACCUGCUGAAAAUUUAGUCGAUAACUUGACGCCUAUUGAAAACCCGGAUUUAAGCCAAAGAGACAAUAUUAUAAAGAGAUUGCAAGAAGAGCUGCUCGAAAAGGAAAACCAAUUAAAAAAUGAAGCUAAAUUGAUUAGCAAAAUAUCCGAAUUGAAUUUAAGAAACCGUUCACUCGAAAGCGAACUGUCAACGAUCAAGGAAAAGUUCCUUGAAGUCAUGAUCAGUAACGAAAAUUUGGAGACGCAAUUAAAGGAGGCUUCAGGCUUUCGAAGUGAAACCAGAGAAUGGGAAGAAAAAACAAAAUCUAUGGAAGAGAAAUUUGAGAAAAUUAAAUUAAUGUAUGCAAAAUUAAGGGAGGAACACGUAAAUCUGCUAAGAAUGCAAAGCGAAGAGAAGAGGACAUUACAUUCGGAAAAAGAGUCAAAAGCAUGUCUGGAAAUGGAUGUAAAGGAAUCGAAAUUUAAAAUUGAAGAAAUGCAGAAAAUGCUAAACAUGAAAACAAUGGAAUGCGAAAAUCAACUUGCGGAUAAAAAUUUAGAAAUAACAAAAUUGAAAACUGAAAUAACUCAAAAAAAAGACGCGUUUAAAGAACUGAAAAGUGAAUGCGAUGCCCACGCAGUAAAGUACCAAGAACUAUUAAAGAAAAACGAUUGCGAAACUGAGCUAUCAAGAAAACUUAACGAUGAUGUAAAUUUAAAGGAACUUAAAUAUGCGGCUCUUCUAGAAGAAAAGGCGCAUUGUGAAGCGAAGAUAACAAGUAUGAAUUCAACAAUUCACAGCAUAACCAAUGAAAAAUAUGAGUUAGAUAAAAGAUUGCAUAAUCUAGAUGAGAACGUUUUAUCUCUAAAUGAAGAAUUAGAAAAAGCAAAAAAAGAAAUCGACGAGUUAAAGCGGAAAAAAAAUGAAGCCGAACAUCUACUAUCCGAGGCGGUAUCUUCAAUGAUGAAAGAGACAUUCAAGAUUUUAGAUUGUUUAGUCGAUUCGGAAUUAACUGCAGAAAAAGCAUUGGAAAAUAUUAAACAACUCCAACGAUUGUUGCGACAGUUAAGCGCCGAAUAUUCAAGAUAUUCUAACAGCCCUAAUGAAAUAAAUGGACUUAUUUCAACAUGCUUAAACCUUAUGCAUACUAUAACAACGCUUCAUACAUGUGUCGUAUAUAUUUCUAAUAAUACAUCCGAUUUGGUGAAAGCAGAAGAUAUUCUGCGAAAUUGUAAUGAGUUCCGAGAUUCUUUAAAGCCUGUAUAUCAAAUAUUAUCAAAUAAAAGAGAUCCAAAGAUUUUACAAGACACCAUCGAAUCUAUACCAAGUGCUAAAUUAAAAGCAAUGCAAGAGCUAAUGCUUUCGCUGAUUAAUAUAUCGCCUGAAGGUCAUAAUCUGGAAUAUAUGCUUCAAAUGGAAUUGAAAGCUAUGGAUCAGAUAAUUGAAGAGGCGACGAACAAAAUAAUAGAAAUUUAUUCUGAUUCGAAGUCAUCAAAUAAUGGCAUUAAAUUGGAAGUACAUGAUAAAAUCUUAGAUUCAUGUACGUCUUUGAUGAAAUCAAUUAAAAUCUUAAUUAAAAAGUCUCGCCUCCUGCAAGAGGAAAUCGUUGCGCAGGGAAAGGGACAUUUUCCAGCAAAAGAGUUUUAUAAACGUAAUAGCCAGUGGGCAGAGGGUUUAAUUUCCGCUUCAAAAAAUAUUGCAAAAGGAGCCAACUUUUUAGUCGAAUCGGCAAAUAAAUUCUUUACCACGGAAUCAAGCAACAAUUUCGAAAUAAUUGUGGCAGCGCAAGAAAUCGCCGCUAGUACCGCUCAACUCGUGAUAGCAAGCAAAGUGAAGGCCGAUAAGAACAGUCAAAAAUUAGUCGAGCUGACUAAAGCUUCACGUGAUGUAUCUCAAGCAACAGGAUCCGUAGUAGCGGCCGUUAAGGAUGGAAACAUUCAAUUAGAUAAUUUUAAUGAAUUAGAAUUGACGCAGCUGACGCCCUCUCAAAUGAAAACAAGAGAAAUGGAAAUUCAUGUGAAAGUCUUGGAAUUAGAACAAGCUUUACAAAAUGAACGUUACAAGCUCAUGUCAUUCCGAAAAACGUGCUACAAAAACACUCAAGAGGACUAAAGAAAACCCGAAAGGGCUGACGCGCAUUAAAAACUAAUAACUGAAAGCCAAAACAACAAAUAUAUAAAUAUAAAUUAAAUAUUUUUAUCAUUAAAAAUUUAUAAAUUAUAAACAAUUCUUAACACGAUCUACGUGCAAAUGUUAUGUAAACAUACCAACACUAACAUUAAGAAGAAGAGAAAUAGAUUCAAUUCUGUUAUAUAUAGCUAAAGGACGUUUGUCGUCACAACCCGUGUAAGUUUUUGAUUGUAUUUUUUAUUAGCAGUAUUUGGCAAAGAACCGCGGUUCCAGGCCUUCCAAGUAAAAUAUUAAUUUUUAAAUUAUUUAAAAUAAACGUUCGCCAACUUUGUUGAAUUUUGAAACAAGCUGAUUCGAAUUUUCCAUUACCAUGUAUAUUAAAUUUUCU
Glossina fuscipes is the source of this 3542-nucleotide messenger RNA. RefSeq names its product huntingtin-interacting protein 1 (gene Hip1). Gene Ontology annotation, cellular component: clathrin-coated vesicle; actin cortical patch. The record is from RefSeq and is a predicted model, not a curated record. Lineage: Eukaryota; Metazoa; Arthropoda; Insecta; Diptera; Glossinidae. Bases 182 to 3136 code for a protein of 984 amino acids. The transcript is spliced from 8 exons. Gene Ontology annotation, molecular function: phosphatidylinositol-3,5-bisphosphate binding; phosphatidylinositol-3,4-bisphosphate binding; clathrin light chain binding. Gene Ontology annotation, biological process: clathrin coat assembly; endocytosis; actin filament organization.